Zingiber officinale is the source of this 1696-nucleotide messenger RNA. Its product is annotated as double-stranded RNA-binding protein 1-like. The coding region runs from base 158 to 1456 and encodes 432 amino acids. The record is from RefSeq and is a predicted model, not a curated record. NCBI's taxonomy places the organism in Eukaryota, Viridiplantae, Streptophyta, Magnoliopsida, Zingiberales, Zingiberaceae. The transcript has 7 exons.
UCAGUCUCCUCGGGUCGCGCGGCCUACACUGCCGGUUGCACUCCACCAAAACCCUCCCUUUACCCUUUCCAUUCCACCGCUACUUUGACUUUCGAUUCACUUCCCCCACCCAUUUUCCUCUCCUCGUCGCCGAUCGCAAUCGGGAAUCGUCCCGGAUAUGCACAAGAGCCGGCUCCAGGAGCUCUGCCAGCGCCAGCAAUGGUCGCUUCCGGAGUACGCCACCUCACAUGACGGCCCUGCCCACAAUUUCCGCUUUAGCGCUACCGUCACCGUCAACGGCUCCUCGUUCCACUCCCCCGAUCUCUCCCGGACAUCCAAGGAAGCUCAGAACAAGGCCGCGCUGGUCGCUUUCGAGCAGCUCUCUGACGUGGUCCCGCAGUCGCCGCCCGUGGACUUACCACCGCCUCCAACCCCUGCACCGGCCCUUCCUAUAGAUCUUGGCAAUCAAGUUUCAUACAAGAACCAACUUCAGAUAUAUCUUCAGAAGCAAGCUAAAUGUCUACCAACAUAUACCUAUGUUUGUCAUGCUCUUCAAUUCAAAGCUACUGUUAAAGUUGAUGAGCAAACUUUUGAGAGCACAUCAUAUUGUCAUACUGUCAAGGAAGCUGAACAUUCUGCUGCAAAAGUUGCUUUGAUGUCAUUGUUUGGUGAUCAGCAGGAUGAUGGCAUUAUGUACAAGAAUCUAUUGCAGGAAUUAGUACAAAAAGAAGGGUUGCCUAUGCCAGAGUAUAACACAACGAGAUAUGGUGAAAGUCAUGUUCCUACUUUCUCUGCCACUGUUGAAAUCAAAGGCAAAUUAUUUCAGGGAGAUGCAGCGAAAACCAAGAGACAGGCAGAAACGAAUGCUGCAAAGAUCGCAUAUUCUUAUCUUUACCAAAGUAGGUCAAGCAGAUUUUCUUCCCAUUUAUCUUCAAUAUUGGAAGAGCAUAUGGAAUCUGAACCUGCUGCUUCAACAUUAGUGCCAAUAAUCAACACAAACUCUUCAAAGACAGGUUGUAUUGAUGAUGGUGCAGAAGAUGAACAUGACCAUGACCAUGCCCAUGUACAGAAGCAAGAACCUGGAAGUGAAAUUAAAAUUAGCGAAAUCCUGCAAGCUGAUCUUGGCCAUGUCAAGAAUCAAGAAUCUGCAAGUGCCAUUACAAUUAAAGAAAUUCUGCAAGAUGAGCAUGAUCCUGUGGAGAAGCAAGGGCAUAUCAGUGCUAGUAAGAAUGGAAAACAACCCCUACAAGAUCUCCCUGAAUCUGGCAGCUCAGCAUCAUCCUACAGUCCUGACUGCUCCACUCGUCAUAAAUUCACAAGCGCACACAGUGAACUUCCCAUGCCGGGAAGCAGUCGCUCAAUGCUGUGCAAUAGGGUCCAAGUUUAUCCUCGCAAAGCUGACAUGGUUUUGCCUGAAGGUGGAACCAUUCUACCCUUCAGCGAUGAUAGCUGGGUCGCCGUCAGUUUGGACUUCUAAAAUCCAUCAAGGCAAUUGUUCUUUAGGCAGCAGACCUUGUCAUGUUAUAACAAUGCGAUAGGGCACAGACAGCUUCGUGGGUCAUUGCUACGUAUGCUCUUUCCAUAUCAGUAUGUGCAGAGACAGAUUCCUUGGUUCGUAGAAAGACAUUUUAUUACACAUGGUUUGUGGCUUGAAUUGAUUUUGACGAGUAUUGUUUUCCUUUUUCUUUUAAUAUUAUCAUCUAUGCUUUUGUGCCCA